ACUUACCCGGAUGCGGAUGUUGUUGUUGACUGAUGACGUUCAUCGUAGUUGAGUCUCAGGUCUUCACAGUCUGUGCUUGUCGUUGUAGCGGCAGCCAGCUGUUAAAUAUGUCGGCUAAUCUGACUGGGAAGUGAGAAGGGAUCAGGCGCACCGCGGAAACGGGGUACAGGCAAGGUGACAACGGGAAAGAGCUAGUCGUUCAGGGAGGCCAAAGUAAGAGGCUAUGAGGAUUAACGGCUUGGCGAAGCAAAUACGAAGCGUUGGUUAACAACAGGAGAGGUACUUGUCAGUACAGAGAAGAAGGAAAUAAAACCUACUAAAUCUGGGUCACAUCAGGCAUGCGGUGCUGAAUAUUAAAAAUUAGAAAUAUGUUUUGUAGAUAGCUACCUUGCUACUUUCUAUUACUAGCUGCGAAAGACCGGCAAGUCUUGUGCGACUCAUUGAGAACAAAGUGUCGGACGACGGAUUUGAGAAACCGACUAGCUGGCUAACGUUACUUAAAUAGCUAACAUUAUAUGGGUUACGCUGACUAAACAUUAUUUGGUGAUUUGUGUGCUAGGAAGACGACCAUAAGGCAAGGUUGCUAUUUAGCUAUAUAUACACUCUCGUCAACACGAUACAUUGGCAAACGUUAAUUUGGAAGCUUCAGGGAAUAGUACGUUUCGUCAAAACGGGAGGCUGUCAGAAUUACAGCCGGAUAGCAAACUUUACUCCCUAAUUUGCUAUCACUGUCAGGAUUAGAUAGUUGUGUAGCUGUAUGUAUUUAUCUCCAGAGCAAUGUGUCUUUUGUAUAGGUGCUAGCUAAGACAUUGAUUGAAUGCCAGCGUGUCACACGUCGACAAACGUGUCCAGGUGCCGUGUGACAAUCUAGACGAGGGUGAGGGUCAGACAGGUGUACGUAGGUGUGGCGAAGACGGUAACCGAGUCUAAUCUCAGGGACAGCGUUAGCUAACAGAGUGGAACCGAAGAGUGUAGUUAUUCUGACUACAGUCAGCAAUACGCCGAUCAAAUAGCAGCUGGUGUAGGUUAAUCAGUUUUACGGUAGAUUGUAUGCAGGAAGAACUCUUAGCUGGAUUACGAUUUGUGGAAGGGCGUAAUGCCGGUGUGCUAUCUAUACAUUUUAGAUAUUUAAAUGGCACCCUUUCUUGCAGAAACACUUACACCCUGUAACUGGGUUCCCAUAUCAGUAUGCAAAACAUUAUUUGACAAGGUGCAUAGUAAUUAUUAGAACCAGGUCAUAAAUUGGAGACUGGAUAGCCAGGGAACAGCAUUGGCAGUGUUGGAGACAUUACCAAAAAACUAGCAUCUCAGUUUUUCAUUGGUGGGUAGUUAAGGACCAGAGAUAAAUAUCCAGGUGCUAAACCAGGGCCAGUGACUGCAUGUCAGCCAGCGUCUGUGCACAUCAGUGUGAUGCUGUUUAGCUGCCUCCUCUGACGGACUGCGAGGCUGUAGCCAUGAGGAUUGUGUGGGGGCUCAGCCCUGUCGUGAUGCCAUCUCUGCUGCAGCUGCUACUUCUGUUACUGGGGACCAUGUGCCAACUGGGACUGGCCAUGCCAUCUGAAGAGAGGCACAGGCUGAGGAAUCAAGUGGUGGAGAUGUUCGACCAUGCUUACCAGAACUACAUGGACCAUGCUUACCCAGCUGAUGAGCUAAUGCCCCUGACGUGUCGGGGGAGGGUACGGGGCCUGGAGCCCAGCCGCGGGGACGUGGAUGAUGCGUUGGGGAAGUUUUCCCUCACCCUCAUUGACUCCCUGGACACCCUGGCGCUCCUGAACAAGACGGCGGAGUUUGAGGCCGCCGUGAGGAGAGUGCUGAAGGACGUGCGUCUGGACAACGACGUCGUGGUGUCCGUCUUCGAGACCAACAUCCGCGUGCUGGGGGGCCUGCUGGGGGGCCACUCCAUGGCCGUGCUGCUGAGGGAGGGGGGCCGCCACAUGCUCUGGUACCGGGACGAGCUGCUGCACAUGGCCAAGGACCUGGGGCUGAGACUGCUGCCGGCGUUCAACACCAGCAGUGGGCUGCCCUACCCCAGGGUGAACCUUCGCUACGGCGUGCAGGGUCCUGAGUCGCGAACAGGCACGGAAACGGACACCUGCACCGCCUGUGCCGGGACCAUCAUACUGGAGUUUGCAGCCCUGAGCCGGUUCACCGGGGACCCUGUGUUCGAGGACCAUGCAAGGCGGGCCCUGGACUUCCUGUGGGAGAAGAGGCAGAGGAACAGCAACCUGGUGGGAACCACCAUCAACAUCCACUCUGGGGAGUGGGUCCGCAGAGACAGCGGAGUUGGGGCGGGCAUCGACUCGUACUACGAAUACCUCCUGAAGGCCUACGUCCUCUUGGGGGACGACCUCUUCCUGCAGCGCUUCAACAUCCACUACGCGUCUAUAAUGAAGUACAUCAGCCAGCCUCCCCUGCUGCUGGACGUGCACAUCCACAAGCCACUGCUACCUGCGCGCACCUGGAUGGACUCCCUGCUGGCCUUCUUCCCCGGGCUGCAGGUGCUGAAGGGAGACAUCCGACCCGCCAUAGAGACACACGAAAUGUUGUACCAAGUCACCAAGAAGCAUAAUUUCCUGCCUGAGGCGUUCACCACAGACUUCCGCGUGCACUGGGCCCAGCACCCCCUGAGGCCCGAGUUUGCGGAGAGCACCUACUUCCUAUACAAAGCCACCCGCGACCCGUACUACUUGGAGGCAGGCCGCACCGUGCUGGAGAACCUCAACCGCUUCGCCCGCGUUCCCUGCGGCUUCGCCGCCAUGAAGGACGUGCGCACGGGCAGCCACGAAGACCGUAUGGAUUCGUUCUUCUUGGCCGAGAUGUUCAAGUACCUCUACCUGCUGUUUGCCGACGAGGAGGACCUGCCCUUCGACGUGGAGGACUACAUCUUCACCACGGAGGCCCACCUCCUCCCCCUGUCCCUGUCCACCGCCCUGCGCGUGCAGGCGCCCCCUGCUGGCAACGGCACGGCGCUGCCCCCCGCCGGGGAGGAGCUGGACGACUCCAACUUCGAGUGGACCUGCCCCAACACCCGGCUGCUGUUCCCCGACCCGUCCUUCCCGCGCACCCUCCGCGAGCCAAUCAGGAGCGCCGUGGACAAGAGCUGCCACGUGGCGGCCUCGCGCAGCAGCGAGCCGGGGAUAGGCCGCGCCCCCCUGAGAGCGCGGGACUUCAUGGCCAGUAACCCCGAGCACCUGGAGCUGCUGCGGAGAAUGGGGGUCAGCCUCAUACACCUGAAGGAUGGCAGGGUGCAGCUGGUGCAGCACGCUACCCAGGCGGUCAGCCCUGUGGCCGCGGAGGACGGGAUGCGCUUCAUGCAGGAGAUGAUGGAGCUGUCCAGCCAGCAGCAGAAGGAGCAGCUCCCGCCCCGCGCCGUGCAGAUCGUCUCGCACCCCUUUUUCGGCAGGGUGGUACUGACCGCCGGGCCGGCGCAGUUCGGAACGGACCUGUCCAAGAGCAGCACGGGGGUCCAGGGGUCCGUGGUGGUGGCGGAGCCAUACAGCGGCUGCGCGGAGCUCGGUAACGCCGCCCUGGUGGCGGGGCGCAUCGCCCUGCUGCAGCGCGGCCAGUGCAUGUUCGCCGAGAAGGCCAGAAACAUCCAGAAGGCGGGGGCCAUUGGGGGCAUCGUCAUCGACGACAACGAGGGCAGCAGCAGCGACACGGCGCCCCUGUUCCAGAUGGCCGGGGACGGGCGGAGCACGGAUGAUGUCACCUUGCCCCUCCUCUUCCUGUUCCACAAGGAGGGGAACAUCCUGUUGGAGGCUUUAAGAGAGUACAGAGAAGUGGAAGUGCUGCUAAGCGACAAGGCCAGAGACAGAGCAGCAACCUUAUAUAAAGGUAAAGCUCUCCCCAGCUACCUCCAGAACAGUGGCGACCCUGACGGACAGGAAGGAGACUGCACACCUGUAGAGGAGGACCACACUGCUCCCUCCCCCUCCGCACCAGUUGAGCAAUCCCAAGCCACCAUCAGGGAGGAAGAUGAACCUACUGUGGGUAAAGAGGAGCCCGGCGCGGAGGACAAGUCUGGCGAUGGUGAAGAGGGGGUGGAGCCAGCGGAGGAUGGAGACUCAAAUAGCCAAUCAAUUGACUCGCUGCUCGCUGACUGGAAGGAGGACUUGGAAGCUUUUCAGCAGAUGGAGAAGGAUGAGCUUUGACAGAUUUCUUCCCCCCCAGACUCUUAACUAUGGUACGAUCCUGCCAGGCUACAGGCUGCAGGGCCAGUUCACUGUGCCUCCUAUGGCGGGGGGAGUCGAGAAGGGGAUGACAUUUUGGGUGAGGAGCAGCAACCCGAAUCAAACCCACAGCUGUGGCCACCCUCUUACCCCUCCCUCCGCCCCCUGGUCCCAGGUGCGAGAAACAUGCAUCGAUGGCCUCCGUCUCCCCCGCCUUCUUCACACCACUGGCUGAUGCAUGGCUACACCCCCUCCUGCUGGGCAUAGACUGGAGCCCUGAACUGACUGGAAACACGAAGCACGCUCUUCACUUUCUGUUGCUUUGUCACGGUCCCUCUUUCUUUCCUCUUCCUCGUACAUUUCAGAAUCACGGAGAACGGUUUUAAAUUGUGAACGCCGCUGAGUAGUUUUAACUGGCUUGCCGAUCGAUCGACGACGCUAACGGUGUCGCGCGUGUCCCUGUGCUGUGGUGAAGGGAGGGCGGGAGCACUGCGGUAGGUGAUGUCACCGUCGCUCCAGGAAAUCUCUCUCGCUCAGGGACGCGAAGUAAAGAUGUCCCUGAGCUCUGGCUCAGACAGCGAAGUGAUGAUGCGCGGGGUGGGAUAGCGCUCGAUUAGGCAGACGCCACUUACGCCCGCUCGCUCGCCUCCAGACCAAACUGCCCCAAUCUCCAGACAGCGCGCACCGACUCCGCCACCGCGGUGACGGUCUGUCUGGCUGAUACAGGAACACCAAGCGUUCCAUGUAGCACCGGCUUACCAAGUAACCCCGGUCAGGCAGCCCCCUAGUGCAAAGAACCACAGGCACAGCACUCUCCAGAACUGUAUAGAGUUGAAAGUGAAUAUGUGUCUGCAUGUACAUGUAUGUGUCUUCUGUUUUCAAAGGAGCUGCAAAGAGCCUCUGAUUGGUCGGAUAGAUUGACCCAUGCUCUGGCUGAUGCCAUCUGUGGCAAACCAAAGUUUUUCUUGACUUCCUUUUCUGGGCAACACUGAUUAAGGCACCCAUUUAAAUUUGUGCUCUAACUAUUUAAAACAAAUUGGUCACCAUUAUAAUUUAGGCACAUUGCGAUUUUUAAAUGACAAGUGGCCACGCUAAUCCAUAUUUUAAGAAAAUUGUGCAUAAUUUCAUAAUUUAACAUUUUUAUGUGUUGCCUUUCUAAAUAACGUGAUGAUAUACACCAUUAAUAUCCUUUCUCAUUUCUACAUUUACUAUGUAUGUGCUGGUUACCAGGCAUUCUGUGCUGCUAAUAAAGUUCAGUGUUUUCUGGUUGAAUGGGUAUUGGAAUGAGUGAAUAGCAGUGGAAAUCUCUGUCUACUGAGUUGGUUAAAAAAAAAACACAUCUUUAUUUCUAGCCUUAUACAAUGGGAAAGCUGGUUUCUAGGUACACAGAAACAGUCAGGUGUGUACUGCUUCCUUUCUCUUAUAUAUGAAAGGGUUUUAACUGUAUAUCGGUGAUCUAAUCUUGCCACAGGGCCAUGUGAAGAAGCUUCCAGAAGUCUUUCUCCCGCACUCAAAUCUGAGGCAGCAGGAAAUAGGUACAGCAAUCAAGGACUCUAUUGUCAAACACUUAUCAGUGCUGUUAUUAGCACCGUUGAUUAGACAUGUGUUGCAGCAUAUUUUUUAGCGUCCUCUGGCACGGUGGUAGAUCUGAGUGUGCUACCAAUGACACGACUCUCAAGACAAGACGCACGACUAAUUGCCGUCAUUCAGUUACAGAUUUGUCAGGCAACAGGUGUAAACUUAAACUAAACCUUUGACGUAACUGUUUGGAAAAUCUUUAUUUUUAUCAAAUGUAAAAGUAAGUCUGUACCUUAACAUAUUUGGUAAAUGCUGCAGUUACACAUCCAUGUUCACUUGGCCAACAGGUCGGGUCCUGUCGACUAGUCACAGAUGAGUAACACUUGAAACUGUGAAACAGAGUGGCAGGACAAGAAGACAGUUAUGGACUGAAAAGAUUAAUCUCCACAUUGUGGGGAUCGAUUCAUAUUAGAAAAAUUAAUUAUUAGCUUGUCUGAGACCAAUGUCACCUUGCUGUGAAAAUGUGUGUUUUACAGAGCGUAAUGAUGUGUGAAGCAACUGGAAUGAAAAAAAUGAGCAGGACUUUUUAAAUAAAAGUGUCAAAUUA
Molecule: messenger RNA, 6294 nt
Organism: Anguilla rostrata (American eel)
Lineage: Eukaryota; Metazoa; Chordata; Actinopteri; Anguilliformes; Anguillidae
Gene: edem3
Product: ER degradation enhancer, mannosidase alpha-like 3
Exons: 20
Coding region: 1455-4151 (898 amino acids)
Biological process (GO): endoplasmic reticulum mannose trimming; mannose trimming involved in glycoprotein ERAD pathway; carbohydrate metabolic process
Cellular component (GO): endoplasmic reticulum; membrane
Molecular function (GO): mannosyl-oligosaccharide 1,2-alpha-mannosidase activity; calcium ion binding
Source: RefSeq, a predicted model, not a curated record